Molecule: messenger RNA, 4743 nt
Organism: Gymnodraco acuticeps
Lineage: Eukaryota; Metazoa; Chordata; Actinopteri; Perciformes; Bathydraconidae
Product: YTH domain-containing family protein 1-like
Exons: 6
Coding region: 432-2279 (615 amino acids)
Biological process (GO): mRNA destabilization
Cellular component (GO): cytoplasm
Molecular function (GO): mRNA binding; N6-methyladenosine-containing RNA reader activity
Source: RefSeq, a predicted model, not a curated record
GGCGGCUCAAAGCCCGGAUGGAGGAGCAGCCAUUGGGGAAGUGUACAGGGCUUAACGUAACUGAGGAGGGCUCUCUCUCUCUGGAAUAAUAAAGACAAAGUAAAAGACGACCGAGGGCAGAAAUAUCCAAGCUCUGAAAGCUCCAAUCGGCGAUACAUAACGUUUACUUGAAAACCAGUUACAGGACUUGACUGAUUUUUGGACACAAGUCUCCUAGGCGACAGACUUGAAGUGUGGAAGUUGGGAUACGAGCACACAGCGGAAAAUAUACAGCUGAGCCUGCGCUACAACUGCUAGCCACACGCUAAGCGGCACAGCUAGCCACGGAGCUAACUGUAACUGAGCUGUGAACUUGCUUUCUAAAUCACGGGGCUUGAAAUCCAGUCACAAGCGCAGGCUCUGUGAGAAUCCAGGGACUUGCUUAAUGAAUUAUGUCUGCCACAAGCAUUGACCCUCAGAGAUCAAAGGGACAAGCAUCUAAAGUGCAAAAUGGUUCACUGCAUCAAAAAGAGAAUGUCCAUGAAAAUGACUUUGAGCCGUACCUCACUAGUCAAUCAACUCAGAACAACAGCUACCAGUCCAUCACCGACCCAUAUCUGUCCAGCUACUACGCCCCCUCCAUUGGAUUUCCGUAUCCCCUCAGUGAGGCUCCCUGGUCUACAGGUGGGGACCCCCCUAUUCCAUACCUUACCCCCUAUGGAGCCUUGAGUAAUGGAGACCAUCACUUCAUGCCAGACACGGUGUUUGGCCAGCCGGGUGGCCUGGGAAGCAGCAUCUACCCCCACAGGUUUAAUUUUUUCCCUGAAAAUCCUGCCUUCUCUGCCUGGGGCACAAGUGGCACCCAGGGCCAGCAGACUCAGAGUUCAGCCUACGGAGGAAGCUACAGCUACCCCCCCAGCUCCCUGGGGGGCACCCUGGUGCCUGAUGGUCAGACGGGCUUUCACAGUGACACCCUCAACAAAGCCCCCGGUAUGAACAGCCUGGAGCAAGGUAUGAUUGGCUUGAAGAUCGGAGGGGAUGUCACUGGCCAGGGCUCAGGAGUCAAGGCUGUGGGAUCUGUGAUCGGUGGCCCUGUAGUGGCAGCCACAGGGAACGGGGCCACACCUAUUGGAAUGCCACCCCCCAAACCCACCUCCUGGGCAGCCAUUGCCAGCAAGCCCGCCAAGCCGCAGCAGAUGAAAGCAAAGGUGAAGCCAGGAAUGCAAGGUCCAGGAGGAGCUCUUCCCCCUCCACCCAUCAAACACAACAUGAACAUCGGGACCUGGGAGAAGGGCCCGGUGACUAAAGUAGCCACAGCUCCAAUGCAGCAUCAGCAGCCUCUCGGCAUGCCUCAUGGCAUGCAGCCUCAAGGCCACAUGCAGCAGGGACCCAUGCACCACCCUGCCCAGUCCAUGGUGCAGCCCCAGAUGCAGCAGAUGACCUUACAGCACCACCAUCACCAGCACCACCAGCCACCACCCCAACCCUACCAAAACCACACCCAGCCCCCACAACCCCAGACCCGUUGGGUUGCCCCACGCAACCGUAACCAAGGCUACGGGCAGGGCGGCCCUGGCCAUGAUGGUAGUGGUGUGAUGGGUAUGGUUGGUGGUGGGCACGGUGGCCCCCCAACUUUCCCCAGCCAGGGACCUGGUGCAGAGUCUCACCCCGUGCUGGAUAAGCUGCGUGCCAACCACAGCUACAACCCCAAGGACUUUGAAUGGAACCUGAAGAACGGCCGUGUUUUCAUCAUUAAGAGCUACUCCGAGGACGAUAUCCACCGCUCCAUCAAGUACUCCAUCUGGUGCAGCACCGAGCACGGCAACAAGCGGCUGGACUCAGCCUUCCGGGCCAUGAAUGCUAAAGGCCCCGUGUACCUCCUGUUCAGUGUCAAUGGCAGCGGUCAUUUCUGCGGUGUGGCAGAGAUGCGGUCACCAGUGGACUAUGGCACCAGUGCUGGUGUUUGGGCGCAGGACAAGUGGAAGGGCAAGUUUGACGUGGACUGGUUGUUUGUUAAGGACGUGCCUAAUAGCCAGCUUCGCCACAUCCGCCUGGAGAACAACGACAACAAGCCAGUGACCAACUCCCGCGACACCCAGGAAGUUCCUCUGGAGAAGGCGAAGCAGGUGCUCAAGAUCAUCGCCACCUACAAACACACCACCUCCAUCUUUGAUGACUUCUCCCAUUAUGAGAAGAGGCAGGAGGAGGAGGAGGAGGAGGUGAGCCAGACUUUUGAACCUUCCCCUAUACCCAACCGCUCUCGGUUGGAUCAGGAGCGCCAAAACAGGAAUAAACAAUAGAAGACAUUUAUCCUUGGCUUGAUCAACAGUUACACUAGGACUUUCGAUCUAAGAGACAGAAGAAUAUGAAAAAGCAACCAAGCCCUUCAUUUUUUUCUAUUUAAUUCUGGUGAAUCUCUGCCAUUGUUGAGACUUGUGCUUUUGUUGUCCCAUGUACCACCCACUUCUUGUGCAGGGAUAACAAGCUGAUUUAUUGUAACACCUAGCCACCACCACACUCUUUAGUUACGUUUUUUUUUUUAAAGAAAUAUUUUUCUUCCCGUUCCAUCUCGUACUAUUCUCUCACCAGACUGGUUUUCUCUCUCCGGCCCCGGCCCCCACCUCUUUCCAAUUGAAUCAGGGUUUGACUGCACCAUGGAGAAAAAUCUGCCACUUUAUAUUUCAGUACAAUCAGGAACCAAUGUGUCCUGCCCCUAUUUGUCCAUUUGGGGGCGACAUUGCCAUGCUUCAGCGGUUUAACUGUGCCAACAGGGUUGGAGGAUCCCAAAGGCCAUGUCGGACUUGGCGCUGUGCGAUUAUACAACUUCAAUGGUUUAUCUAUUUUUCAUUCAGAUCCACAAAAUCUCUAUUUUUUUGGCUUACUACUGACAAUUUUCAUUUCAGAAACCUGUUUUCUGGAGCCUUAAUGUUUUGUUCUCUAAUUAUUGGUGACUUUUCAAAAGAACUGCUCAAACAGUGACACUGCUGGAGAAAUCAGGGAUAGUGUGAAGUCACACGGGACUCGAAACAUUUCUGAAGGAGGGAUUGCUAAGGCCUCUGGGAUAAAGAAAUAAUGGAUGUGUCCUCCACAACCAGAACUCACCAUUUUAGUCCAAAAUUGUACUAUUGACAUCCCUCACACCCCUCUGCUUCGCUGUCUUUUUGAUGUUUGUCUUGAAGGGGUCUUUUGUAUGUUUCGUCAGGAGAUUCUGCUUGUGUACGCAACCCAGUCUGAGAGAAUUGACGCACCCACCAUUUUAAAUUGUUUUAUAAUCAGAAUGAUGUAACUGCUACAUUGAAUUAAUUGUUGCUUUGCGUUUCUUGUUUCACAAAUGGGGGGGAGGGUACACAUGUUUGUCCAUUCACCAUCAUUCUGUCUUAAUCCUCUGUUUUUUCCCCUCUCAAAUUUGGUUUUGCUAGGUCUAUUAUGUUGGUCGUAAUGCUAAGCUUUAACGUAGGAGCCUAUAUAUUGGAGAAAGCCUAAAAAUGUAUAACCUAAACAUUAAUGUAACUGAUUUACUAUCGAGUAAGAAAAAAAUAAGAAUGAAAUGUGGUUUCUGUGUGUUUUUUGGUUGUUGCUAAACUAGUUUGUUCAAGACUGAAACCAUUGAUUAUAGAGUACUUUCAGGUUUGUCAAGUCAACAGAAAAAAAGAUUGGAUAAAAAAAAAAAAGCUCUAAUAAAUGUGUGUCCAUGCAAGGCAAGCUGCAAUAUAAAAGGUCUGCUAGAUAUUUAAAAACUAUUAUCCAACCUGCAGCUUGUCUGUAAGGUGAGAGUGGUGUCGUAAACGGUCAUUCUUAAAGGACGGUGUCCCCCCUGUCCUUGUGUCCGUCAUUUCAGAGCAUUCAAAGCCAGAAUGCAGUUUUUUAGUGAGUCUUGGAUACCAGCCGGUCCUCUCCCUCCUGAGGUUCUCUGUUCAGUAUUUGGUGGCUUGAGGUUAUACCGAGCUGCAGGGGAUCUGCUAAUAGAAAACUCCAUGUUCUGGGAUCUUUUGGUCUUUCACUGUAUUCGUGUUAGACUCGAUGUUGCCUCAUGGUAACCUGAUCAAAUAUUCUGAUCCCAUUUCUCAACUUUCAGUUUGAGAUAUGUGACCUGAAAGAGAUAACUGACAGUUGUGGCCUAUAAGAUCAUUCACCGUACAUUGUUUGGUCUUCAGAUUAUGUUAGACGGAGUAUGUAUUCUGAUUUUCAGAAGUUAACCCCAUUAUUACAUUGAGAUGACAGAAGGUCACUCAAGUGUGUGUAGGAACCGUAUGCUUCACAGCUGUAUUUCCAGAUGUGUGAAGCUGCGUUUUCUUUACAUGGCCGGUUAAAUCUAGGGAUCUGAAUUCUAACAAGAUCCUUUUUCUCUUCCACCUCUUCUCCUUUUUACCUGCACUAAUCAAUAGCUAGGUUGAUCCAAGCAAUACGGUGAACGUGUUUGCCUUCACCGACACCGCUCUCUAACCGGCGCAGAGUCGGGGAGAAGCUGAAGGACGCCACCGAGUUGCAGCUGCCUUAGCCUCAGGAAGCUUGUACUGGUUGUGUUUAUAGUACAGGGCUAGAGUGCAUGUUAAUGUCAGGAGAUGUGUGUUGCAAAAGAGGGAUGUCAGGUUAGCGAAAGUAUAUGUAUAACACCGCAAAAGGAUUAAUGAAAUGACAUUUUAAAUAUCCAUUGAUUUAUCUUAUAGACCAUAAUUGUAGUGGGCAUAACUUGUUUGAAAGAUCUAUCUUGGUUUUCUUUUUUAGAAGAAAUCGAGCCUUAAUAAACUGUCCAUUUAGAAAUGA